This is a messenger RNA of Saccostrea echinata, 1981 nucleotides long. RefSeq names its product XK-related protein 6-like. The transcript is spliced from 3 exons. Gene Ontology annotation, biological process: apoptotic process involved in development; phosphatidylserine exposure on apoptotic cell surface; engulfment of apoptotic cell. The record is from RefSeq and is a predicted model, not a curated record. Gene Ontology annotation, cellular component: plasma membrane. NCBI's taxonomy places the organism in Eukaryota, Metazoa, Mollusca, Bivalvia, Ostreida, Ostreidae. Bases 236 to 1957 code for a protein of 573 amino acids.
UUAUAGAAUCGAGGAAUAGACCUAGCCUAAUGCGUUGCCUUUUAUUGGGUACUAUUGAGUAUUUACGUUUAUACAUAGACAUGAUUGAACAAGAAACAGGAUUUGUGUUCAGUUAGAUUUUUCCUGGAACUAAUGGAAUUGUUCUGAGAAUUUGAAAAUGGAGUAUAGACACUCAAAUUGAGUACACUCCGCAAAGGGAAGUAGAAGAAGAAUUCUUUAGAUCAACCAUAACGACAUGGAAAACCAUGAGAACCGGAAAUAUAAAGUGAUAUUGACCAGACGAUUAGCCGAUCAACGUAAGGUGGAUGUUGAAGGAGUGUGCCUCAACCCGGACAGGAAUGGACAAGAUGUCGAAUCUACAAACCAGAGAAUCUACGACCGAGAAUCCAGGUGCUUCCUAUGUACGAGUUCUGCAGACAAAGUCGACCAUCUGGUCGGUCUGGAUCAUUUAGAGGCGGGCGGCUCUUCAGUCGGUGUCGGUGUUGACGAAUCAAAAAAGAAAAAUGGACAACAUGUCGAAUUACAAACCAGAGAUUCUACGACCGAGAAUCCAGGUGCUUCCGAAGGUACAAGUUCUGCAGACGAAGUCGACAAUCUGGUCGGCCAGCGCGUGGAUCAUACAGAGGCGGUCGAAUGUACGAGUUCUGCAGAUGAAGUCGACAAUCUGGAUCGUUUUGAGGCGGGCGACUCUUCAGUCGGUGUCGGUGUUGACGAAUCAAAAAAGAAAAAUGGACAACAUGUCGAAUUACAAACCAGAGAUUCUACGACCGAGAAUCCAGGUGCUUCCGAAGGUACAAGUUCUGCAGAUGAAGUCGACAAUCUGGUCGACCAGCGCGUGGAUCAUACAGAGGCGGUCGAUUCUUCAGUCGGUGACCUUGUUAAAGAAUCAAAGAAAACAAAUCAGUUUUAUCCAUUUUCUUGCAUCGAUUUUAUUGGCAUCAGUAUUUCUCUGAUAUUUUUUUGCAUUGAUGUUUUUACGGACAUUUUGUUGGCCAAAAGCUAUUACGACGAUGGAAUGAUGUUUGAGUGCGUUUUGACGUCAUCCCUGGUUGCUGCUGCAUUUUUAGUAACUGGAAUCUUAAGUUCGAUCUGGCAUACUCAGGAACCAUCCCGCCGAAAUAUCUGUUUAUUGAUUCUGAUGUUUCCAUUUGCUACUAUAGAGAGAAAUAUAACCUACGUAUUUCACGGCUACAAAAGCAAGCAGAAAGGCGUUGAUAAGUACUAUCAUUACAUAGAGAUGAUCUACUCUGAUAGAGAUGCCAGUCUACUUAGAAUGUUUGACGCCUUUAUUGAAUCCGCUCCCCAGCUGGUAAUACAGAUCUACUUCAUUCUGAAAGAACAGGAGAAUCUCAAAGAUUGUGAGGACAUAUCGAUUAACAGUCAUAUCCUUAGACUGUUAACAGUUCUCUCCUCUUGGGUAUCUGUCACGUGGUCUGUGACUGCUUACUAUCGAGCACUCCGUGUGAGCAACGCUAUGGACAAAACGAGACAAAAAACGAUCUUUGCUGCAACAGGAUACUUCCUCUGGAGAGCGUUUGAAAUAGGACCAAGAGUAUUGGCAUUAGUUAUGAUUAUUCUAAUGAAUAGCAUCAUUUUUGCAGUAACAGUAGUCUUUCAUUGGAUUGUUGUUAUCACGUGGUCAUUUACGACGAAAAUGAGGCCAUACAAGAAAACCCACGAAAAUAUUAUAUUUAUUUUUUUCGUUGGAUUUGUGCAGAUUUUUUCUUUUAUGAAUGUCAGACCCGGUAAAUCUCGAUACCAUGCCCUUUUAUACUAUUUGUUCUUUUACACUGAGAAUAUUAUUAUACUUAUUUUAUGGAUUUUGGCCAAAAAUAUUUCCUUUUGUCCUUGGAUUUAUUACGGGUCAAUUGGCAUUGUUUCUAGUGGCCUUAUGUUCAAUUUAGUUUUUAUUGUAUCGUUUUAUAAGCUGUGUCACCCCAAUACAGCCAUUUGUUAAAUAAAUCUUUUGUAGAAUUCACAA